GUCCGAGGAACACCGAAUAAUUUUUUAUCUUUUGCAGUGAUUAAAAUGUGUGUUGGUAUAGUCUUUGAAAUACAUUAAAUACUAAUAUAUUUGAUUUAUAAACUACCAUGAAGACACUUAAACUAUGGGUGCACAAAAAGAAGGCAAUCGAUAAACAAGGAGAAGAAAUCUCUCUUAACCCACGUGAAGUUCCAGACAUUGUGAUUGGAGAUGUGGUGGAAAUCUACCACCCUGAGGAGGAGUACAGCCGUCUCCUGUUGCAAGUGAAUAAUUUGCAGGAAGAUUUUGGACAAAAAGAUAGUGUUGUGAGCAUUGAGCAAUCAAUCGCUGCGGCCUUUCAGCUUAAAGCCUACAAGAAUGUCAUCAUUAACAAGGUGGAUAAAGAGGAGGUCACAGCAGAUCUUGUUGAAGUCUUGUUCAAGGACCAGUAUUACAGCAGGAGUGACAUGAACAGAUUCAGAAAUAACAUGAUAGGGACAUGCGUUUAUCUAAACAAGAAAAUUGACUUCUGUGAAAUGAGGGCACAGGUAAACGAGUUGUGGUGUAGAGGAGAGAGGGUCACGUGUGGGGUGAUUUCAGAGGACACAAGGAUAGUGUUCCGUUCGUCUACUGCAGUGGUUCAGGUGUUCAUUCAGAUGAGCUCCGAGAUGUGGGAGUUUGAUAUUAACGGGGAUCUGUACUUCGAGAAGGCUGUGAACGGCUUCCUAUGUGACCUGUAUGCAAAAUGGAAGGAACAAAACUGCCUCCAUGAUGUGUCUAUUGUGAUGUUUUCAAGGACAUUCUACGAUGCACAGUCACGAGAUGAAUUUCCCCCCUACAUGCAGGAUUGCUUACAACAAGAUCACAUGGGCAGGUUCUAUGAAGAUUUCUAUAGAAUCGUUGUACAGAACGAGCGUUAUGAUGAAUGGACAGGUACCAUUAAACAGCUUCGUAAGAACUUUUACGAAUACCCAAAGCGAGUUCUCAACUAUCACGACCGUCCUGGUUUCAAGGUCCCCAAGGCAAAGAACUCCACAGCGGCUCAAGGAAACUUCCUGGAAACAUUAAAUAUGACCUUGAACUUGUUUGAACGUUACUACUAUGACCGUAACUUUGACCGUACGGGAAAAGUUGCCGUGGUGAUUACGCCUGGGGCGGGGGUGUUUGAAGUGGACAGGGAGCUGACCAACAUCACAAAACAGAGAACGAUUGACUGUGGUAUAGGCAGUGACUUGGUGUGUAUGGGAGAACAGCCCCUCCAUGCUGCCCCACUAUUCAAGUUUCACAGCAAGAGCCAGGGAAUGAUGGCCGAAGUCGGAGAUGACUACAACAUACCACACUGGAUGAAUCAUAGCUUCUAUACAUCUAAGAAUCAAAUACAGUUCUACUCCAACAAGACAUUUGUGCCUAGAAUCAAGAUUCCUCCGGAAAUUUUUGAAAUGAAGAAAGUGAAAGAGCUUCCAAGAGAACAAGACAAUUUAUCAUGUGGGUCUGACGAUGAUAACUUUCCAUUUGUGGAUUAUGAUGAAUAUGAUGCCCAGGUGUUUAAGCUGCCAGCCAAGAAUGUACCCAUGAUGACGUAUGGAAGAUCAAACAAAUUUGGUAAAAAGCAGAGAUCAGAAAGAAACAUGGACCAAGUGCCACACACAGUUCUGGAAGCCAAGAUGUUGCGUGCGAAACGGCAUCGAACGAUUUCCGACAACAUUUCAAGUCUCCCUGUGGAAAAAACGGAGACAACUCUUGUGUCAAAGGCCAUGUCGAUUCCGUCACAGUCUAGUAGCGGUUACGAUGAUAUCUCGACCUCGAUCGGCUGUUACCCUGCCAUAGGCAUUCAAGGUAAUACCUACGGUUCCACAGAAGGCGACAGUUACAUGACACUGCGCCCGAUCGUUGGUAGUGCAGGCUCCCCUGUCUCCCACAGGAAGUCCCUCCACAAAUACAAGCGGCACCGGGCUCUCAUCAACCCAUUCGCGCCGUCCCGCAUGCAAUUUAAAAUGACAUCAAACAGACGCAGAUGGGUCCAUGCCUUCCCUACUGAUCCUCACGGCGCCGCAGUACAGACCCACCAUGUACACACGUAUAGUUACCAUGACAAUGCUGAUGAGGACCCGGACCUGUGUGAACUCACAGCAGAAACAAUCCAGGCUGCCCAGCUGGCUGUGAAAGAGAGAAAGGAACUGGGAAUCAACCAAUCAUCUGACAGCAUCUCUGAUUUUGAUGAUAUUUCCAUGUACAAAAGCGGAUCUCCUUCAAAAGGCUGGUCCUCAUAUGAUAUUUUACGGGGCAGCACAGGGGCUGGUGCAAAGGAUUUACGAUCACAGCACUCGUUUUUGUGGGGCCCCACAGGAGAACAAGAAUGGUCUCCAGAACUCACAACAGGCCAGGAUUGGAGACCAUUAGAUGAUGCUGAAAGCAGUAAAACUGAGUCGAGGCUUAUAAAGCCCAUACUCACAGCUGAUUUUGAAAACACACAAAACUUUUGUGCCGGAAUAAGUGUUGACUGGAAAUCGCUGAUCAUGCCAGCGUCGUUGCCGAUUACGACGGACUACUUUCCAGACGCAAAGAGUCUUAACAACGACUACAUGCUGUCGGAAUACCAGCUUAUUCCUGAAACACUCAACAGUGGUUACUUCACCAAUCCCCCUGAUAGUGAGGAUGAGCGAUAUUACCGUAAAACUCCCCUGACUACCAAACAAGUGUUUAACGAGAUGAUCUCCCAAAGAUUGGCUCAGGGUUUCCAGCUGAUAAAUAUGCUGAAGUAUCAUGGUCCCAGUCAGCAGGUGGCAGGUCAGGGCUCUCUUCCUCACCGCUAUAUUCUGGGCUCCAGCCCACAAGUUUCCAGCAGCAUGACAGGGCUUAGGCGGGCUCGACCACGGGAGGAACACAGAGAAGAAAUUUACCUGAGUAUUGGUCGCAUUUUCCACAAGCUGUCACUGGAGGGGCUGACCAUCACUGUCACUAGAUACAGACCUAGACAUCCAAAUGCCCAGCUGAGCUACAACUAUAAGUAUCGGUUUCAAGCCCCGGACUCGUACAACUACGAUGUCUCAUGGAGUGAGUUUCGGAAUGAGAAACUAGAGAAUUACAACUGGAACUAUCUAGAUCAGUACAUCUGCACUCGGGGAGAGGGGGACUUUGGAUUAAUGGAUUCAUUGAAGUUCUGGAGAAGUCGAUUCUUCAUCCUGCCUUGCAGCAAUUCUGCCACAAAGAAGAUCAUUGAUGGACAUCCCAGGUGUGAUAUCUAUGAGGAGAAGACGGGUGCUGAAUUGAAGCAGCUGUUGACUGGAUUUACAAAGUAUCUGGAGACGCUUAACAAGAUGAAGCGGACUGCGACCACCAGAAUAACAAACUGCAAGCACAAGCAGUUCCUUGACAAGAAUCCUGGUGGCAUUCCUAUGCCAGACACAAGGCCGGAUGAUGAAGUGUUGUCUGUGACUUCACCCUCAGACAAGAUAGUGAAAUGGAUGCUGGAUGAUGAGUGUGGCAUUCCCAUGUUACCAAAGCAACAAGGCCUACCAAAUCAGAGUUUUAUCUCGGCGGAGGUGGUGGAGUGGUGUUACUACCAUGUGAAGGGAGUUAAGGGGGUGAAACACGCCAUGGAAGUGCUUCAGCAAGUGUUACAUGAUGGCUACAUUAUCCAUGCCUCUGGAAGCCCCACCCAUCAGAUGAUCUACGGAUUCUACCUAUACACUUUCAGGGAGGGGAAAAAUGACCUUUCAUGCAACCCACUGUUCCAAAAUGAUUGGUGUGAGGUUGCGUUCAUGCCAGUUGUGGACAACGUCGGACCAUCAUACGUGAAGUUCUCGCUAGAAGAGGAGGGACAUAAUGCAGACGACCUGACAAUUCCUCCAGAUGACUGGCGGGUACAGACCGGGCUCAAUGUCAAUGGCAACACGUGGGCUCAGCAAUCGGAGUCACCUCCAGUGGGCAUAUUGUCUGGACAUCUGAACUCUGGGUACUUUCCUUCUCCCGAGGCCACAUUGAUGCACAAAUAUGUCAACGUUGAGGUUGAUACUCAAAACAGAAGUGAUCGUCCAGAGUGGGCAACUGCGAGAUACCACGCCUACUACAGCCCACUGAAUGGAUUUGAGCUGCAAGUUCAGUGGAUGGUUUCUACCGGACAAAUUCUCGGUGAACUGGUUAACAACUGGGGGCGGAAAGCUGGCAGCUGUCAGUUUCACAUCCUGCCUGUACCCUGUGACCCCUUCGCCCUCCCGUCAGCAAUGUUCAAUGACCCCUUGAGAGGCCCAAUAUUUGUGCCCCUUUCUGUGACAGCCAUGGAGCCAGAGGGAGUGCUGUUUGCAAACUACGAUGAGGACACGAGAGAACAGAGGAUUCUUCAGCUGCAAGAAGCCAUAAUCAAAAGGUUUGGAUUUAUGGGUAGCAGCGUGCGUAUAGGGGAGAACAAGGGGCUGCCACACAGGCACGAGGAGUACCAUCAAUAUGUGCACUGCACAGGCGGAAUGUUUAUCAUUAUUGAGGAAACAAAAGCAUCAGCGUCUACGCCCACAGUUAAGGAAAAAAAGGUCAUGACUAGUCCUGCGAGUUAUGGUCAUUCCGUAAAUUUUAGCGCUGCUCGAAUGACGAGGAGUUGCGAAAGUUUCAAAAAAUCAUCUGCGGAAAUGCGUAAAGACUACAUUGCAAGGCAGACUAGUCAGACAAUUGAUGCCCAGAAAUACGAACAAGAGGUUGAGAUCGGAUUCUUGUGGUCGUGGAACUUCAUGUUGUCAAAAAAAUGGCGGUCGUCAAACACCGGUGACGAGAUUUUUCAGGAUACUGUGUUGAGGGAUUUCCGUGCCUUCUGCUCAAAUCAGGAAAACAGGUUGUUUGAGUUUUGGUGCAGAUACAAGGGUGAUGACUUCCUGUAGACUGACACUCACCUCUCAUAGACUGAGACUUACCUCCUGUAGACUGAGACUCACCUCCUGUUGACUGAGACUCACAUUCUUUAGAGUGAGACUCACCUACUGUUGACUGAGUGACUGAAAUGUGAUUUAUUAGCUUGUCUGUUUUUCAAAGAAAAAAAGUCGAGGUAUUGUAAUGGCCUUGCUGUUAUUGUUGGCAUCUGCAGCGUGCAAAAUCUUUGGUGUUGGCUAGUACUCAAAUUCCAUUCAAGAUAUUCAGAUAAAACUUGGUAAAUAUGUUGCCACUGAAAAAAUAGCAACCAGAAGGGCGUUGGCAUCCACUAUAGGUGCCCUUGUUGAGUUGUUCGAUCUUUACAUGGUAUAAUAUGUUUUGUCUUUAAAUUGCUUAAUGUUGUUAUAUUCUGCCUGUCGUAUAUGAUUCUAUGAUUGUUUAUAUUGUAGCUUCUUCUGGAACUUGACACAUUUUUGUGCAAUAAAGUUUGAACUUAACUUUCAGCAGAAUCAGUACAAUUAUUCAUGGUAGUAUGACAUUCAGUAUAGAUUUAGUGUACAUGUUUAAUGAAAUUGUAAACCUUAAACAUGCAGAACAGGACAAAUUUGGAUACUUUUUCAUUAUGAUUAUUAAGAAAAUCUUUGUGGAAGAGGAAUUUUUAUUCUCAAUAUUCUUAUGGCUAAGUGAUUGUAUCACUUGACUUUCACUUAUUUUUAAAUGGCUAGAGUUUCAGAUCUCUUAAAAGCUUUGAGCUGUUUAUAUCAAUAUAUGACAGAAUGAUAAACAUGUAUGAAACACUAUUGCAAGCAUUUAACUUGUUCUUUCUCAUGCAGAUAAACUUGGAAGUACAUGUAUAUAUGCUUAUGUACUUGUACUGUACUCAGUCCCUCAGAUUAAAGGGUCAUGACUAUAAUGGACACUUACAAGUGCUUUAAAGGGACUCUUUCAUGUUGGAUAGGGCCAGCUAUGGAAACAAUUAAUUUCAUGUGUUAAGUAAGAGACGCUGCUUGUAACAAUGGUUAGUUAUCAUAAGAAGUUCAAAUAAAGGUUCUUUUGUUCAUAAAUGCUGACAGAAAAUACUAGAUUUUGCCAACAAGCUUUGUAACACUAUUGAACAUUCGAUGACUCUAGGUUUGAAGUCACAAAUUUCUACUCGCAUAUCUGUCAGUCACUUUAUGGUGUUUGUUCAUAAUAUUUUGACAAAUUGCGAAAUAAAUGUUGGCAAUGUUUAUUCAGUGCGAGAGCUCAAAAUGUUGCCAAUGUUUAAUCAGUGAGAGAGCCCAAAAUAUUACCAAUGUUUAAUCAGUGAGGGAGCCCAAAAUGUUGGCAAUGUUUAAUCAGUGAGAGAGCCCAAAAUGUUGCCAAUGUUUAAUCAGUGAGAGAGCCCAAAAUGUUGCCAAUGUUUAAUCUGUGAGAGAGCCCAAAAUGUUACCAAUCUUUUAUCAUUGAGAGAGCCCAAAAUGUUGCCAACGUUUAAUCCGUGAGAGAGCCCAAAAUGUUGCCAACGUUUAAUCAGUGAGAGAGCCCAAAAUGUUGCCAAUGUUUAAUCAGUGAGAGAGCCCAAAAUGUUGCCAAUGUUUAAUCCGUGAGAGAGCCCAAUGUGUUAGCAACAUAUAAUCAGUGAGAGCCCAAAGUGAUGCCAACCUAUAAUUAACCAGAGUGCCCAAAAUGUAUGCUGCCAAUGCAUAAUUAGUGCUAACUUAAAUCAGUGAGAGAGCCCCUUAUAUAAAAAUAAUGUCAGAUUCCAUGAUAUUAAACUGUUGAUUUUUAAAACUUGUUGUUAUAUGAUUAGUGUGCAAUAUUGUUGAUUAUUAAUCAUUUCAAAGUAAAUAAAUGUUGAAACAAUA
This is a messenger RNA of Mya arenaria, 6683 nucleotides long. RefSeq names its product GATOR complex protein Iml1-like. Gene Ontology annotation, cellular component: lysosomal membrane; GATOR1 complex. The record is from RefSeq and is a predicted model, not a curated record. Gene Ontology annotation, biological process: cellular response to amino acid starvation; intracellular signal transduction; positive regulation of autophagy. Lineage: Eukaryota; Metazoa; Mollusca; Bivalvia; Myida; Myidae. Bases 108 to 4847 code for a protein of 1579 amino acids. The transcript is spliced from 42 exons. Gene Ontology annotation, molecular function: GTPase activator activity.